Cottoperca gobio is the source of this 1045-nucleotide messenger RNA. Its product is annotated as forkhead box protein D2-like. The record is from RefSeq and is a predicted model, not a curated record. The coding region runs from base 14 to 931 and encodes 305 amino acids. Gene Ontology annotation, biological process: anatomical structure morphogenesis; regulation of transcription by RNA polymerase II; cell differentiation. Gene Ontology annotation, molecular function: DNA-binding transcription factor activity, RNA polymerase II-specific; RNA polymerase II cis-regulatory region sequence-specific DNA binding. The transcript has a single exon. Lineage: Eukaryota; Metazoa; Chordata; Actinopteri; Perciformes; Bovichtidae.
GACAUUUCGGACCAUGACCUUGGACUGCAAACUCAUGGAGGAGACGGACAUUGACGUGGAGGGACAUACAGACGGAAGUGAAGAUGGGAAAAACGCAGGUUGUUCGAUGAUAAAUACGAGUAAUCCUGACUUUGAGCAAAGCGCUUCAUCCUUCUCUUCUGAAGCUCGGGAGGAGGGAGACUUUGCAGAGCGGCUACAGGAUGGUCCCGGCAGGAGAACCGCCUCGGUGAAGCCCCCGUACUCUUACAUCGCUCUCAUCACCAUGGCCAUCCUCCAGAGCCCGAAGAAGAGACUCACCCUCAGUGAGAUAUGUGAUUUUAUCAGCCAGCGCUUUGCGUAUUAUCAGGAGAAGUUCCCUGCGUGGCAAAACUCAAUCCGUCACAAUUUGUCUCUGAAUGACUGCUUUGUCAAAAUGCCCCGGGAGCCUGGGAAUCCUGGCAAGGGGAAUUAUUGGACCCUGGAUCCCAUGUCGGCCGAUAUGUUUGAAAACGGGAGUUUUCUUCGGCGAAGGAAACGCUUCAAGAGGCAACAUUUUUAUUCGGCAGCGUUGAAGGACUCCAGGGUGAAGGAGCGCAGCCUGGUGCCUGUGUUUCCUCUCCUCGGAGCGCACAGGAUGAGUGCUUGUCUCCAGGGCCAUGAUUUGUACCACAACCUGGGCUUAAGAAGUCGGUUAAGCCCCCACACGAGUCCCAGCAUCCCACCUGUAAGCAGCAUCAUACCUGCACUAUCCUCGCUCCUCUCCAAGAGUUUCCCCUCAUGUCUAACUUUUGAACAUUUCGACCCGGGACGCUGCGGCGCUGUCCCAUCUCUGGCUCCAAACUGCUCGUUCAUGCCUCCUGUCUCGCUGCACGGAAUGAUACCCAACUACACUGUUUCUCAGUUGUCCAAUGUCCCACCUGGGAUCAUAAAAAUUCCGUCUAAUUUAGUUUAAUGUAGUGAUGCCCGCCUGUCUUCUGAAUCUUCUUCCUCUCAGCCUGAGAAUAAACCCCAUGGUACAUUAUGUAAAACAUUCCGUUUUUAAUGAUGGCCUAAGCUUGCAAACAGG